GACGCACAAGUAGGGCUAAUUAUAAUUAGCAUUUCGGGAUGGAAAUCACAGUAGGGUUGUGGUGGGGUUUGUUUAUGGGAGGUUUGCCACUGCUGGGGUGGCUGCUUUGGUGGUGGAAUGAGUUUUGGUAUGUUGCUCCUCUCAAAGCUCGGUGCUCGGCUACAGGGACGAAGCUCCCGCCGGGGCAUAUGGGCUUCCCGUUGCUCGGAGAAAUGCUCAGCUUCCUCUGGUACUUCAAAAUUCUUCGCCGUCCGGAUGAAUUCAUCAACUCCAAGCGACGCAAGUAUGGUGAUGGAGUAGGAAUGUACAGAACCCACCUCUUCAGAACACCAGCCAUCAUAGCAUGCUUCCCAUCAAUCAACAAGUUUAUACUCCAAGCAGAUGAUAAAUUUAUGCUGGCAUGGCCCCGGGACGAUCUCGUGGGCUCUACUUCUAUAGUAGCAGUACAUGGAAAGUCCCAUGCCAGGCUUAGAAGUUACAUAAUGAACUCCAUUAACCACCCCGAUUCUCUUCGGCGCAUCGCUCUUCAUGUCCAGCCACGCAUGGUAGCCGCGCUCCAAUCGUGGGCGCAGAGGGGCAAAAUCAAAGCACGCGAUGAAAUCAAGAAGUUGACGUUCGAAAACAUAGGAAAGCUAUUUGUAAGCUUUGAACCGGGGCCUCUUUUGGACAACAUGGAUAAUUUGUUUAGAGGGGUGAUGCAUGGAUUUAGGGCGUAUCCAAUCAACUUUCCUGGAACUGCUUAUCGUCAUGCUCUUCAGUGUAGGAAGAAGCUUGAGGAGAUUUUUUUGGUAGAAUUAGUGAAGAAGAAGAAACAAAAUGGAGACGAAACGCAUGAUCUAAUGGACGGACUGAGGCAGAUUAGAGAUGAAGAAGGAAACAAAUUACUGGACAAGGAGGUGUUGGACAACAUCGUCAGCCUGGUUGCUGCUGGAUAUGAAUCCACUAGCAUUGCAUCAACGUGGGCAGUUUAUUAUCUUUCCAAAUUCCCAAAUGUCCUUGACAAGCUACGGGAGGAGAACAUGGCUAUAAGCAAGAAUAGGAAUGGCGAUUUCAUCACAAGCGAAGAUGUCUCGAAAAUGAAAUACACAAACAAGGUGGUGGAAGAAACAAUUAGAAUGGCCAAUAUUGCAGCAUUUGCUUUCCGGUCGGUCAUCAAGGAAGUUGAGUAUAAAGGUUACAAAAUACCAAAGGAUUGGAAAGUGAUUUUAUGGUUUCGAUACCUCCACACAAAUCCUGAAAACUUUGAGGAUCCAAUGUACUUCAACCCAGACAGAUGGAAUGAACCAGCAAGGCCCGGAACAUACCAAGUUUUUGGAGGAGGGUCAAGAAUCUGUGCAGGAAACAUGCUAGCAAGGAUACAGCUUGCACUUUUUCUUCAUCAUUUGUCUGUAGGUUACAAGUGGGAACUGCUCAACCCAGACGUAGAGACGGUUUAUCUUCCACAUCCAACACCAGCUGAUGGGGUUGAGGUUGCAUUCACCAAACUUUAGGAGACCCUUUUUAGUUGUGAUUUCACUGUGCUGAUUAAUAAUGAACCUCGAAAGAAUGCUACUUAAUUAGUUCAUAGUACUUAAUGGCCU
Messenger RNA from Alnus glutinosa, 1580 nucleotides. RefSeq names its product ent-kaurenoic acid oxidase 2-like. NCBI's taxonomy places the organism in Eukaryota, Viridiplantae, Streptophyta, Magnoliopsida, Fagales, Betulaceae. The transcript is spliced from 9 exons. Bases 39 to 1490 code for a protein of 483 amino acids. The record is from RefSeq and is a predicted model, not a curated record. Gene Ontology annotation, molecular function: heme binding; iron ion binding; oxidoreductase activity, acting on paired donors, with incorporation or reduction of molecular oxygen. Gene Ontology annotation, biological process: brassinosteroid homeostasis; sterol metabolic process; brassinosteroid biosynthetic process.